AUGUCUAUCUUCACCACUUCUCGCCUGGACGGCUCUCUCUCAGGCUGGAGAACGAAACCUAUGCCCCGCCGAACUGCCCAUCUGUCAGAGCUCGCCGACGUCCCCUUCAACCUGUCUAGUCUCUCGUCCAGCACGACUAUAUCUAUCGACACCUCUGCUACUAUUGCACCGCGCCAACCUACAAGCACUGCUACCGCUCGUUCGAAUCGUGGCUCUCUGGUCUUCGCUUCUCUGAGGUCUACGGCAUCCCACGCUCUCAGAACUGGAGCCUCUGUCAGAUUCCCUGAUUUACUAAAGAGGAAAGCGAAGAUCGCUCCCCCACUCACCUCCCUCGCCGCCUCAGGCCUCUUCUUCGCCGACAUAAACGUGACCGCUCCCCUCCUCAUGCUCGCCGACAUGUCCACCGUGACCACGGACGAUUCGCAUCCUGUCGAUGUAUGA
This is a messenger RNA of Stereum hirsutum FP-91666 SS1, 441 nucleotides long. RefSeq lists its product as uncharacterized. Lineage: Eukaryota; Fungi; Basidiomycota; Agaricomycetes; Russulales; Stereaceae. Bases 1 to 441 code for a protein of 146 amino acids. The record is from RefSeq and is a predicted model, not a curated record. The transcript has 2 exons.